This is a messenger RNA of Trypanosoma grayi, 363 nucleotides long. RefSeq lists its product as hypothetical. NCBI's taxonomy places the organism in Eukaryota, Euglenozoa, Kinetoplastea, Trypanosomatida, Trypanosomatidae. The transcript has a single exon. The record is from RefSeq and is a predicted model, not a curated record. The coding region runs from base 1 to 363 and encodes 120 amino acids.
AUGGUGUCUGUGUUGCAUGUGCCUUUUCGUAGCAUACAGCUUUGGGUUGGUCAGUCUGCGGAACUUCGGCCGGUUUUUUUUCUUCCAUACGAGUGGGGCCUUGCAGGCCCACGGGGCUUCUAUUGGGAUGCCGUCGCUUCCCGCCUGGGCGCCGUAGGUGGCGGUGUGGCGGCUGCUAUCGCCAGUGGCCCGCGCUGCCCAUUCGGGCGAUAUUCAGUCUUCGUAUUUUGUUGUAUCCCGUGUGGGGCUUCUGCGCCAAUCGGUGUGCCGCAUUCGGCGCCCCGCAUUUGCAACGCAAAGUGGGUCGUCGAUUCGCCAUUUCCAAGCGGCAUCGCCCCUCGGAAGGGGGGUGGGGGCUUUUAA